AUGCCUAACGAUCCCCCUGCAAUUGAUUCUUCCAGCAAUCCGCCUCUGGUGGUUUCUUCACCUUAUUAUCUUCAUCCAUCAGCUCAACCAGGUGCCGCUCUUAUCACUCCUACGCUUAAUGGUGACAAUUACCCCACAUGGCAUCGUUCUAUGUUGAUGGCUCUUGAGGCCAAAAAUAAAAUUGUUUUUGUUAAUGGCACCCUCACCAAGCCUACAUCAACAUCCCCUAAUUUACCAUACUGGAUCAGAUGCAAUAGCAUGCUUCAGUCAUGGUUGGUUCACUCAACUAUUCCAUCAAUCUCCCCCAGUCUUCUUUGGAUUGAAACUGCUCGUGAUAUAUGGCUGGACCUCCAUGAUCGUUUCUCACAGCACAAUGCACCUCACAUUUUUGAAAUCCGAAGGGCCAUCUCCACCCACGUUCAAGGAAUAGACUCUCUUUCAGCCUAUUAUAACACACUGAACGGUUAUCAUGAUGAACUAUCUUUCCUAUCGCACCUUGCCGUCAUGUACAUGUUGUGCUGUGGAAACCUUUGCUGA
This is a messenger RNA of Telopea speciosissima, 537 nucleotides long. RefSeq lists its product as uncharacterized. Bases 1 to 537 code for a protein of 178 amino acids. The record is from RefSeq and is a predicted model, not a curated record. The transcript has a single exon. Lineage: Eukaryota; Viridiplantae; Streptophyta; Magnoliopsida; Proteales; Proteaceae.